Molecule: messenger RNA, 636 nt
Organism: Impatiens glandulifera
Lineage: Eukaryota; Viridiplantae; Streptophyta; Magnoliopsida; Ericales; Balsaminaceae
Product: xyloglucan endotransglucosylase/hydrolase protein 3-like
Exons: 4
Coding region: 1-636 (211 amino acids)
Biological process (GO): carbohydrate metabolic process
Molecular function (GO): hydrolase activity, hydrolyzing O-glycosyl compounds
Source: RefSeq, a predicted model, not a curated record
AUGGGUAUAGCGAGAGCGAGUCUGAUUCUUCUGGUUUUCGUGGUCGUUGUGGCUACGAGCGAUGAAGUAUUUGACAAAUAUUAUCAACCCUUAUGGGGAGCUGAUCAUAUGAAUGUCACUGAUCAAGGAAAAGGAGUGCAACUUGUUAUUGAUACCUCUUCCGGGUCUGGAUUUAAAUCAAAACAAGAAUAUUGUUCCGGGGUAUUCAGAAUGCAAAUCAAGAUAUCGGAGAAGAUAACCGGAGGAGUUAUUACUUCUUUUUAUCUAAUAUCUGGAGGAGGGGCUAACGGAAAUCACGAUGAGAUUGACUUUGAAUUCUUAGGGACAAACGGGACCUUGCAAACAAAUGUGUUCGCAAAUGAUGAAGGUCAUAGAGAGGAGUUGGUUAAACUAGGGUUUAAUCCUUCUGCAGACUUUCACACUUAUGAACUUAAUUGGAGUGCUAAGAAAAUAGUGUUCAAGGUGGAUUAUAAGACGGUAAGGACAUUCAAUUACCCCGUGAAUUACAAAUCGAGGCCUUUGCAUGUGGAGGCGACAGUUUGGAAUGUAUCAUGGGCUGGAACUGUAGAUUGGUCUAAGGCUCCUUUUACGUCAUACUAUAGAGGGUUCUACAUUAAUGGAACUUCCUGCAAAUAG